Molecule: messenger RNA, 1600 nt
Organism: Hevea brasiliensis (rubber tree)
Lineage: Eukaryota; Viridiplantae; Streptophyta; Magnoliopsida; Malpighiales; Euphorbiaceae
Exons: 2
Coding region: 204-350 (48 amino acids)
Source: RefSeq, a predicted model, not a curated record
AGUGGCGGCCAAUACCAACCAAACCCAUUUCUUUAAAAACCACUACUUCAUUCCUUUGACUUCACCCUCUCUAAUUCCUUUUUCUUUUCAACUUAUUCAUCUUUUUCUAUCAUCGUCCUCUUUGAAUUUUCACUUCCAGAAACAGCUACAUAAUUGGGUUUUGGUUCCUUUGAUUAGAACUUGAGGAGGAGGGAGAGGGAGAUAUGACAAUGCCAUGGGCGUUGACUCUCUGGAUGGUAAAGAUGGUAUGGCUUGCACUCAGUGGAUGGGUCUCUUCUUGCUUGACAGUUGCUGAUGAGGUUGCUGGCUCUCUUAGAACUGGAGAUAUUGGCCCCUUUCAUGUUGGCUGAUUCAAUUCUUUCAAUUUCGUUCUCCUUCACAGGCCUGUAUAAUGAAUUCUAAAGCUUGUCAGUGGACACACACACCCCUUGCUCAUAUCUCUGACCUUUUGGUCAUAUUCUGUUUGUAAUUCUAGGUAUUUGCUUCAUGUUUUGGAAGGCUUAAAAGUAAUGUGCCAAAGUACCCUUAUAUUAAAGGGACUAAUCUUAUUGAAGUUAAUAUUUGUUGUAUAUAGAAGAAGUAAGAACUUGCCAAGAAAAAUAGAGUACAAAAGUUUUGGCUAAUUACGAAUGAAAUCCAAAAGGUUCUUUUCCAGUUGUGGCCAAUUGCUUUUAAAAAUUAUUAAUAGCAAUCAUGACGUUGAAUAAUGGGAACUAAUUGUAGUCACCAGUCUUUUUAUUUUUCCCUCUCAAAAAUUAAGGUUUUCGCUUUCCCUACAUUUUCCUUUAGCACGUAACAAGGAUCACAGAGAUAACAUGUUCCAGGGAGAAAGAUUGACCUUCAGCUACGAGUGGUUAAGUUAUUGAAAUUCAUUCCCACUAUUGAUAAAUUUUUAUAGAAUUGCUGUACUUUUGGAUUUUAUUGUUCAUCAGCCCUAGUCUUUUCAGUAGCUGUUCAUUGUUGAGAUAUGGUUUUAGCAGAUAACUCAUUUCGUACUUUCAGUAUUGCAAAUUCAGGCAAUUUGUUUCCUAGUUAAUCAGAUGAAUAUGAUUAUUAUAGGAGUGGUUUAUUACCCUUUUAUAUGGAUUAGUCAGCAAUGCAUGAUUAGUGAUAGUGUGCCUUUAGAGGUGGAUAUGGCAACUUGGUUCAGGAGUUGGCUAAUAGAAAUAGAUGGUGGCUAUAAAAUGGUUUUAAGAAUGGGAACUUCGCAGCUCAGAGCAGACGGUUAAUCUAGAUAUUUCGCAUUCUAUUGGCCUCGCAUUUGCUUGACCAUGUAUAGUGUCCUUAGAGAAUGUUUGGCUUAACUUAUAAAAAUUAGCUUAUAUAAACUAAUUUAAGUUUAUAAACAUUUAAAAUUUUAAGGAAUUGCAUGUUUGGUUAAAGUGCUUAUUAGUUGCUAAUAAUAAGUUAAUAUAUUGGUAAAAAGUAGUUUAUGAGCACAUUUAUUGUUAAAAUUACUAUAAAAAGGUAUUAAAUGAUGUAUGUGGUGAAAUUUAAAAUUAAAUGAGGGUAAUAUAGUAAAGUAAUUGGUCAAACUCGCCUAUGCACAUAAGUAUCAAAAUGAAAAAUUGGAUGUUUGCAGUUUUUUUUUUUUUAGCUU